Messenger RNA from Trachymyrmex septentrionalis, 4017 nucleotides. Its product is annotated as dual 3',5'-cyclic-AMP and -GMP phosphodiesterase 11. Gene Ontology annotation, molecular function: 3',5'-cyclic-AMP phosphodiesterase activity; protein binding; 3',5'-cyclic-GMP phosphodiesterase activity. NCBI's taxonomy places the organism in Eukaryota, Metazoa, Arthropoda, Insecta, Hymenoptera, Formicidae. Bases 423 to 3401 code for a protein of 992 amino acids. Gene Ontology annotation, biological process: signal transduction. The record is from RefSeq and is a predicted model, not a curated record. The transcript has 15 exons.
UUUAUCGUGCGGAUUUCAGUCCGCCGGAAGUGAUGACGAAUGACGACUUCCCUGCUGGUGUGACGAUGGUGACGAUAACGUGGUAGUAGUGGAGAACGCAUGGUACCAUUACAUUCGAGUGCAGUCGAGUGUUGCAUUGUGCUUAAGUACGCGCGUACUCACAUACACGCGCACGUGCUGACCUAGAGGAAGCGAAAGGAGAGAAGGAAGGAGAGGAUGUCGACUCGCCGCCGGGCGACCGCAACCGCAUCGUGCGGUGAAAUACAGCGUCCUGUUUUCAGUUAACGGCCAAUAGCUCUUUGAAAGUUUCGCCUUAUCGACGAUGAACUGGAAUGGUUGAUCGGAUCAUGCAAAGCAACGAGAGAUCAUGCUUUGUGUGUGUUGUUUCCUCAUUGGGGUAGUUCCGCGGUGCAGUCACGACUAUGCAGCUGAAGAAAGCGAUGCUUAAGAUAUUUGAUCAAUGCCUGCACUUACGGAGCAUCGAGGAACCGAGGAUGACGGCGGAGACGGCGGGUCCUUGCGUACAAGGAAUACAGGGCGUCCAGAGCGGCGUAGCGAGUCAAAGUAUGCUGCAACAGGUGCAGGAUGGAAACAGUGGCAGCGGUGGCGGCGGCGUUUAUUAUUCCUCAACAUCGACUUGGACAGCGUACGAUCCAGAAUACGCCCGUAUGGAGGCUUGGCUUGACGAGCAUCCCGAUUUCGUUAACGAUUACUUUCUCAGGAAAGUGACACGGCAGACCGUCGACAUGUGGCUGGUAUCACAUGCAACGCCAACCUCAUCAUCGAGUAGUUGCGUAGAGCUUUCGAAUCCAAUCCAUGCCGCGGCCGGCAACUCGUCCUCCGGACGAGGUGGUACCGGUGGCUCGGGAGCUACGACACCGGUACGCAAAAUCUCGGCACACGAGUUCGAGCGUGGAGGCCUUCUAAAGCCGAUUGUCAACACAAUUGAUGGGACGCCAACCUUCUUGAGCGUAUCGAUGAGUGACGCGAGUCAACCGGGUGGGCCACAGGUCGGAUCCGGUAAUUCCAACCGCCCGCAAAGACGAUCGCGUCACGAGCUUAGGCACCUUGACGAGAAAGAUCUUAUUUUCGAGCUGGUCAAAGACAUCUGCAAUGAAUUGGAUGUGAGAUCAUUGUGUCACAAGAUCCUGCAGAAUGUGAGCACACUCCUUCACGCCGAUCGCGGCUCGCUAUUCCUUGUCCAAGGAGAGAGAAGCGGCACCGCCAUUGCCGCUGCUGCUGCUGCUGCCGUUAUCACCACUAAUGUGCCACCUUUUCUAAAUCAUGAGGCCGCCGCGAGCAAUUUCAACAACGAAAAUAACCUACAGCGUAACGAUCAAUCCUAUUUGAGGAGCAGAUAUCUGGUGUCAAAAUUAUUCGAUGUCUGUUCAAGAUCGACAUUGAUAGAGAUGGAAAAGAAAGAUGAAAUAAAAAUUCCCUGGGGUACCGGAAUCGUUGGAUACGUCGCUGAAAGUGGGGAACCCGUCAACAUACCAGAUGCUUACAAGGAUUCGAGAUUUAAUCGCGAAAUUGACGCUUUAACGGGAUACCGCACGCGUGCCUUACUGUGCAUGCCUAUUAAAGAUUGCAAUGGUGAUGUAAUCGGAGUGGCACAGGUGAUCAACAAGCUUGGCGGCGAAGGACAAUUUACUGCGCAAGAUGAAAAGGUUUUCGCUGGUUAUUUACAGUUCUGUGGUAUCGGUUUAAGAAAUGCUCAGCUUUACGAAAAGAGCCAAUUAGAAGUGAAAAGAAAUCAGGUUUUAUUGGAUUUGGCUAGAAUGAUUUUCGAGGAACAAAGUACGAUAGAGCACAUGGUUUUUAGAAUUCUCACGCAUACGCAAUCAUUGAUUCAAUGCCAACGUGUUCAGGUGUUGCUCGUGCACAAAGCUUCAAAGGGAAGUUUCUCGCGCGUUUUUGAUUUCGAAGCGAAUGAUCUCGCUGGCGAAGAUUCUGAUUCUCGCACUAGUCCUUUCGAGAGUAGAUUUCCUAUUAAUGUUGGUAUUACGGGUUAUGUAGCAACUACCGGUGAAACUGUCAAUAUAUUGAAUGCUUACGAAGAUCCAAGAUUCGAUCCACUAGUGGACGAUGGCACCGGUUUUAGGCAUCGAACAAUUCUUUGUAUGGCCAUCAAGAAUUCAUCCGGUCAAAUAAUAGGCGUUAUUCAACUAAUCAAUAAAUUUGACGAUCUUCCUUUUACACAGAACGAUGAAAAUUUUGUUGAAGCGUUUGCGAUCUUCUGCGGAAUGGGAAUUCAUAAUACGCACAUGUAUGAAAAGGCUGUAAUAGCGAUGGCAAAACAAAGCGUCACUUUAGAAGUACUGAGUUACCAUGCAUCAGCAUCAUUGGAGGACGCGCAAAGAUUAAAGAGUUUAAGAGUUCCAUCAUCAGUGCAUUUUCAAUUGCACGAUUUCAAAUUUGACGAUAUACAUAUGGAAGAUGGCGACACUCUUACUGCGUGUCUCAGAAUGUUUCUCGAUUUGGACUUUGUUGAACGAUUUCACAUCGAUUAUGACGUACUUUGUCGUUGGUUGUUGAGCGUAAAGAAAAACUAUCGGAACGUUACAUAUCAUAAUUGGCGGCAUGCUUUUAACGUAGCCCAAAUGAUGUUUGCUAUUUUAACGGCUACGCAAUGGUGGAAAAUCUUUGGUGAAAUUGAAUGUCUUGCCCUCAUCAUUGCCUGUUUGUGUCAUGAUCUCGAUCAUCGUGGAACAAAUAAUUCUUUUCAAAUUAAAGCUUCAUCACCGUUGGCACAGCUGUAUUCAACUUCGACGAUGGAACAUCAUCACUUUGAUCAGUGUCUAAUGAUUUUGAGCAGCCAAGGCAAUCAAAUCCUAUCAAAUCUUUCACCAGAAGAAUAUUCGCGCGUGGUAAAAGUUCUUGAAGAAGCGAUACUUUCUACUGAUCUGGCAGUUUACUUCAGAAAACGUGGCGCUUUUCUUAAUUUAGCACGCAGUGGUGGCUAUAACUGGGCAUUUGGUGAUCAUCGAGAACUUCUACGCGGGAUGUUGAUGACAGUCUGUGAUUUAGCGGCUAUUACGAAACCAUGGGAGGUUGAAAAGAGGGUAGCCGAACUCGUUAGUAGCGAGUUUUUCGAACAGGGCGACAUAGAAAGGCGAACACUCAAUAUUACACCUAUUGACAUUAUGAAUCGAGAGAAAGAAGAUCAACUACCGAUGAUGCAAGUUGGUUUCAUUGAUUCGAUCUGUCUACCUAUCUAUGAGGCGUUUGCCCAUCUGUCGGACAAACUUGUGCCACUCGUUGACGGAGUUAGUAUAAAUAAACAACAUUGGUUGGAGAUUGCUGAAAGCCAAUGCCAGAUGGAGACCUGCACGAAUCACGAUAGGACACUAUCGAUAUCGGCGUCCGACAAUGAGGAAACCAACGAGCAAGCGGACCAGUAGUCAUUAUGAUGAUGUCAUGGCUAUUAAAAUUCAAUGUAUCAAACAUAGCGACCAUCCGUCAGUUGAUCGAGAAAGAGAUAUGGAAUGUAAUUUUUACUAUCCUUAUAGACCAUUUUCCGUGACUCAUUUUCUUUGUCUCAAUUAUCACGGUUUAUGUUCUGCGUGAAUAUGAGUGGAUAAUCCAUUUGUUUGUAUUGGAUUAUGCGUUAAUUUAUUUCUGUCAAUUUCUACAUAUCUGCUGAUCAAAUAGACGGUAUAUAACUUCCUCAUUGUAACGUAUAUUUUAAUCAAAAUUAUUCUAUAAAUUCGACAUAUAGCAAGUUGAAAAAGCUAAAUCUUAAUGAUCUUGCGAAAUAUGAUGAGAAAGAUCUUUGUUCUCUCUCCCCCCCCUCUUUCUCUCUCUCCCUCUCCCUACCCCUCUUCCUCUCCCUUUCCCUCUCCCUCUCCCUCCCCGCUCUCUCACUGUCUGUCUGUCCGUCUCUCUCCGUUUCUCUGUCUAUUUUAUAUAUUCUGUUUCUCAAUCCUCUUUCGUCUUGUCUGUUUAUUUGUUCAUCCUUUUAGAUACUAAAUGAUAAUCUCCAGAUGCUACUACUGUACCUGAGUGUAUUGUGUGUAU